Molecule: messenger RNA, 3420 nt
Organism: Trichechus manatus latirostris (Florida manatee)
Lineage: Eukaryota; Metazoa; Chordata; Mammalia; Sirenia; Trichechidae
Gene: RUFY1
Product: RUN and FYVE domain containing 1
Exons: 17
Coding region: 3-2312 (769 amino acids)
Biological process (GO): protein transport; regulation of endocytosis
Cellular component (GO): cytoplasm; intracellular membrane-bounded organelle
Molecular function (GO): metal ion binding
Source: RefSeq, a predicted model, not a curated record
AAAUGGCUGACCGGGAAGACGGCUGCCCGGCGGGGCGGGGGCCGGAGCAGGGGCACGAGCCAGGGCUGGAGUCGGGGGAAGAGUUUGAGAUCGUGGACCGGAGCCAGCUGCCGAGCCCAGGCGAGCUGAAGAGCGCGGCGCAGCCGCGGGCGCCGGCGGAGGGCUGGUCCUCGCCCAUCCUGACCCUAGCGCGAAGGGCCACAGGGAACCUGUCGGCGAGCUGCGGGAGCGCGCUGCGCGCGGCAGCUGGGCGCGGAGUCGGGGACGGCGUCGGGGACGGUGCGGCGCGAGCAGCUGCCAAGUGCCAGAUGAUGGAGGAGCGUGCCAACCUGAUGCACAUGAUGAAGCUCAGCAUCAAGGUCUUGCUCCAGUCUGCCCUGAGCCUGGGCCGCAGCCUGGACGCGGACCAUGCCCCCUUGCAACAGUUCUUUGUAGUGAUGGAGCAUUGCCUCAAACAUGGGCUGAAAGUUAAGAAGAGUUUUAUUGGCCAAAAUAAAUCUUUCUUUGGUCCUUUGGAGCUGGUGGAGAAACUUUGUCCAGAAGCAUCAGAUAUAGCCACUAGUGUCAAAAAUCUGCCAGAAUUAAAGACAGCUGUGGGAAGAGGAAGAGCUUGGCUUUAUCUUGCACUCAUGCAAAAGAAACUGGCUGAUUAUCUGAAAGUGCUUAUAGACAAUAAACAUCUCUUAAGUGAGUUCUAUGAGCCUGAGGCAUUAAUGAUGGAGGAGGAAGGGACGGUGAUUGUCGGUCUGCUGGUGGGACUCAAUGUACUUGAUGCCAAUCUCUGCUUAAAAGGAGAAGACUUGGAUUCUCAGGUUGGAGUGAUCGAUUUUUCCCUCUACCUUAAAGAUGUGCAGGAUCUCAAUGGUGGCAAAGAGCACGAAAGAAUUACUGAUGUCCUUGAUCAAAAGAAUUACGUGGAAGAACUCAACCGGCACUUAAGUUGUACUGUUGGGGAUCUUCAGGCCAAGAUAGAUGGCUUGGAAAAGACAAAUUCAAAGCUUCAAGAAGAGCUUUCAGCUGCAGCAGGCCGGAUUUGUUCACUUCAAGAAGAACAGCACCAAUUGAGAGAGCAAAAUGAAUUAAUUCGUGAAAGAAGUGAAAAGAGCGUAGAGAUAACAAAACAGGAUACAAAAGUUGAGCUGGAGACUUACAAGCAAACGCGGCAAGGUCUGGAUGAGAUGUAUAGUGACGUGUGGAAGCAGCUAAAAGAGGAAAAGAGAGUCCGAUUGGAACUAGAAAAAGAACUGGAGUUACAAAUUGGAAUGAAAACUGAAAUGGAAAUUGCAAUGAAAUUACUGGAAAAGGACACCCACGAGAAACAGGACACCCUAGUCGCCCUUCGCCAGCAGCUAGAAGAAGUCAAAGCGAUUAACUUACAGAUGUUUCACAAGGUUCAGAAUGCAGAGAGCAAUUUACAGCAGAAGAAUGAAGCCAUCACAUCUUUUGAAGAAAAAACCAAUCAAGUUAUGUCCAGCAUGAAACAAAUGGAAGAAAGGCUGCAGCACUCGGAGCGGGCCAGGCAGGGGGCCGAGGAGCGGAGCCACAAGCUGCAGCAGGAGCUGGGCGGGCGAGUCAGCGCCCUGCAGCAGCAGCUUGCCCAGCUGCACGCACAGUGCUCAAGUCUAGAGAAAGAGUUGAAAUCAGAAAAAGAGCAAAGACAAGUUCUUCAGCGAGAACUACAGCAUGAGAAAGACACCUCCUGUCUACUCCAAACAGAGCUUCAACAAGUAGAAGGAUUAAAAAAGGAGCUGCGGGAGCUCCAGGACGAGAAGGCAGAGUUACAGAAGGUGUGUGAUGAGCAGGAACAAGCCCUCCAGGAAAUGGGACUGCAUCUUAGCCAGUCAAAGCUGAAGAUGGAAGACAUAAAAGAAGUAAAUAAGGCACUGAAGGGCCACACUUGGCUGAAAGAUGACGAAGCAACACACUGUAAGCAAUGUGAAAAGGAGUUCUCCAUUUCCCGGAGAAAGGUACGUGGGGUGAACCUAUACCCACCAGCCCCAAGGCUUGAGUUGCUAUGUGCCAGGCUCAUUUCUCUGGCCCCACUUUCCCAUACUGAACUACCACACUGGCUGGAAAGGCCCUCUCAUCCGACCAGGUGCAUUACACUGGGAUUGUCCUCACUGCUCUGCCAUCACCCUGCCAGCUCUCAAAAGAACAGCCCCAAACUCUCCUGCCCAUGUCCACCUGUGAGGUCCCUGGCCAGUUUGUCACAGGCCCCUGUCCCCACCAUGCCCCUCUCAAUGACUGCUAGCAAAUGUGUCCGGGGCUUGGGCUUUCUCAAAUGCAGAGCUGCUUUAGGUAAGUGUCACUAAAAAUCCUUUGUAAGCCAACAGGACCCAAACCUAGCUAACUUUGGCAGACUCUAGAGGGAACCUGUGGGAUAGCAGGUUUCAGAACAGGCACCCAGACAGCACCAGCAACUGAGUCUGUCUGGGUAGGGCCCCAUGCUGGAGUGAACCUGCCUCUGCCAUUUUUUGUUUGUGCCACCUGCUUUCAGUUUCUAGGAACUGUAUUAGGUCCUGGCCCCCACUUCGGUUAGGGUUGACAGUCUCACCAAGACCAGUAGGGUAAGGGGUUGGGGGGCACAUAUCCCAAGCAAAAUUUGGGGCCAUUACUAAACAUAAGGGGAGUGCCUGCUGCUUGCGCCCCACCGCCAUCCACAACCAUGUGGAUCUUGUUCUCAUCUGCUUGUGGUAACAGCCUAUCUCUAUGGGAAAGAGAAAGAACUCUGCCAAAUUCUAGUCAGUGCCUCACAGUAGGCUCAGAGGUACAAGGGCAAAGAGCUCAUCUAGAAACCCUCCUGAGGCUGCCCUUAAGAUCACACGGAGUCCUUUGGCCUGAAAUGGUCAAGUUCAAGGUGUGCCUGAUAGGAGUGGGUUAGUUGGCAGAACUAGUCUCAACAGCAGGCUGGGCUGGUUCCAAAAGGAGCAGAGGGGCCGGGCUAAAGACCCUUGGGAUGCAGCAAUUCAAGGGAAUGAACUGAGGCUCUUUGUGUAAUGACAUGGAUUAGCUAUUUUGUUUUAAAGAACAAAAUACACCUUACAUUCAUGCAAGUACAUGCAUAUGUUUUACAGGAAUAUAAAUGUAGAAGCAAAGCAAAGGGAAGGGCCAAGUAGAACUCAUUCCAAAUUGAUGAACAUCCUCUGGGGGAGGGAUCUGGGUGUGUCUGGAUAUUAAAAUAAGUUUUUAAAGGUUUAGAUACAGAAGAGGUAUACAGAUGGCAUCUCGCCCGUUAGAGGGAGCGAUGCUGCUGGUCCUGUGAGUACCUUUUUCCCAUCCUCUAGCACCACUGCCGCAACUGCGGCCACAUUUUCUGCAACACAUGCUCCAGCAACGAGCUGGCCCUCCCAUCUUACCCCAAGCCAGUGCGGGUGUGCGACAGCUGCCACACUCUGCUCCUGCAGCGCUGCUCCUCCACCG